Messenger RNA from Clunio marinus, 732 nucleotides. The record is from the annotation of a GenBank genome assembly. NCBI's taxonomy places the organism in Eukaryota, Metazoa, Arthropoda, Insecta, Diptera, Chironomidae.
AUGAGUAGUUGUAACAUAAUUUAUGUUUUAAGUUUAUUAGCGUUAAAUCUAAUUGUAAGUGUUGCAAAAAUCAAUGAGCCAAAUUCCAUAAAAUGGAAUCAAAAUGUGACGGAUGAAAUCAAGUUGAAUGAAAAUAUUUUUUCUGAGGGAAAUACUGUAACAGUUGCUACAAAAAGCAGAAUAAUAGGAAGAAAAGGAGCUAUACCAGAUAUGAUUCCUGAAUUGAGUACUUCAAGUAGAGAAAGUCUUACAAACAAUACGACACCUGCAUUGGUGAAUUUCAAUUCGUCAACAACAGUAACUUCUACGGAAAAAAAUGUGAAAAUAUCAUCAACAACAACAACUAAAAAAGUUAAAGUUGUGCCUACAAAAACUACAUCCAAAACUACCACUACUCAAAAACCAACAAAAGCACCAGCGAAGAAACCCUUAAUAACAUUUAGUGCGGACGACAAUUCCCAAAUACUCGAGUCUGAAAAGAAUAUAAAUUACAAUUUAACAAGCACCAAACUUGAUUAUUCAAUUCCAAAAGUUUCACAAGACAUUGAUAGAACAAUUAUUGAUGACGAGAAGAAGACGAGAAAAAGUUAUGCAAUUUUUUUAGGAAUCGCUUUAGCCAUUCCAUUGUUACUUACUUUAAUUCAUGUGAUGUAUAAGAAAAUAAAAAAUUGGAUCGAAAAUCGACAUUAUCAAAGAGUCGACUUUUUAGUUGAUGGAAUGUACAUCAGUUAA